AUGGAGUUGAGCCAGUUUAUUGGCGAGGAUCUCCCUCUCCCACCCGCCCGACUCUUCGAACGUCUCGGACAUCUACCUGGCUAUACCUGGGAUCUGUCGACCGAGCCCUUUCACUCCACAUACAACCACUGGCAUAUUUAUGGAUUCCAUCAUGCUGUUGAAAAUGAGCUCUCCACUCCUAUCGCAACCUCUUCCGGCCCCGCUUCGACUGGCCCUACCUCAUCCGGCCCUUCGAGCCUCACUCGCUACUCGACUCGAACGGAACUUAGACCGCGUCUGUUAAAUCGCAGAACUAGUAUGAGCGAGGCAAGCAGUGAUUUUUCUGUAUCCAGAGGGGGUGAGCAGGAACAGGUAUGGAUCCCCGUCGUCGCACGUGUUUCCACAAAUGUCAUUCGACUCGAGCGAGAGUUUCAUAUGCUGAGGUCGAUCGUGCAAUCAUCGGAUCCGGAUUGUAUCAACACAAUACGGCCAAUCGAUCUGAUAAGACUACCCCCGGAACCUGGAGAUGACGGUACGCUUUUGGUAGCGAUCUUCGAGUCGCCAGGCCAUGAUCAUCUGAGAGAUUUAGUCACAUUUGGCCCUGCAUCAUUUGUCGCGGGGCGUAAGGGGGACAACAACCAGACACCAAACGAACAAGUUCCCCUUCCCACCUUUUUCGACUUCGCUAUUGGUGCAUGCGAUUGCUUGGAAAUCCUUCAUUAUGGCUUGAAAACGGUACACGGGGAGAUACGUGGAGAUGCGUUUCACUUCUGCGCAGAUAAUGGUGCCGUGAAACUGGCAAAUAUCGGCAACGGUGCACGGGCAUUUGACAAUGUUCUCAGCGAAGGCUGGUCUUCGGUUUCAAGGGAGCUGGGUGCCAAGUAUAAAUUGCAGUUCAUUGCCCCGGAACAGACCGGCAGGAUGCCGACAGAACCAGACAGCCGCACGGACAUAUAUGCGUUAGGACUUUUCUUUUGGUCCAUGCUGGUAGGGAAACUGCCUUUCGAAGGCAGUGAUCCCGUUGAGGUCGUUCAGAGCGUCCUAGGCAAAAAAUUACCUCCAAUCUCUUCGAAAAGAAUGGAUAUACCUGAUGCACUUUCCGCUGUUGUCCAGAAGAUGACGCAGAAAGUUGUCCAUGAUCGCUAUCACACAAUUUCCUCCGUCAAGCGAGACUUGUCGCAGAUUGCACAGUUGUUAGGUGAUGGCGAUAGCGAAGCCCUGAACAAGUUUCAAAUCGCGAAACGUGAUGUAUCAUCAUUCUUCACCCUCCCUUCUCGAAUGUUUGGCCGAGAAAAAGAGCACGACCAGAUCAUGACCGUGGUCGAAAGAGUCAAAAAGCGCCAGACAUCUGCAGCAGCAAAAGCAUUAAUGCAGAGCCCCGGAGCAGCUCACGCUCUUGCUUCUGUUUCUUCUGUUUCAGACGGCCGCGUGGAUAGCUUCGACCUGGCUUCUGUUUCCAGUGAUUCGGGGUCUUUCCAUCUUCCCCCACGCACAAACUCGACCGCAACUAAUUAUCACCUCACAUCUGUCAAUACUCACAAUUCUUCGGGGCAAGAUACACCAAGCCAGUCAUCCGUCAUCCCAAUUACGAGCAAAAUGAAAAGCCCUUCUAAUUCUCGGGCUUCAUAUCAUACGGAUAACCAGAGCCACCCCUCCGGUGGCAGUCAUCAGUCAAGUAAUGUCUUCAGCCAGACAGAUUCGUUGAACUCUAUGAAUAAACACAAAGCUGGGGCAAAGUUCUGGCGCAAUGGACGAUGCGAGUUGAUCACAAUCACUGGCCCGGCUGGAAUAGGAAAAACAGACCUAGUCAACCGAGUACAACCAAAUAUUCGCAAAAGCGGCUAUAUUGCCAUCACUCGCUUGGACAAAGCUAAGCGUGUGCCUUUCGAGCCUUUCGCCAAAGUUGUAGCCAGCCUUCUGCGCCAGAUCUUCUCUGAGGGAGAUGUUAUGACUGAUUAUCAUAACACCAUUCGGGCUGCUUUGCGACCGAUGUGGCCAACCCUUCAUCGCGUGUUGGAACUCCCCGAGCAACUGAUGUCCCCUGGUGCGAAAUACAAGCCUUCACCGAAGAUGCCUACUCCUCAGCUGGUCAAGGCGGAUGUGGUCAGGAGUGGUGAGCCUUCAAAGCAUGUCAACAUCCCGUGGUUGGACCAGGGACAAAGCUCAGCAGAUUUCUUCUUGGCAAAUGCUGCGUCCAACAACAUGCGCCUGAUGGAUGUUUUUAUUGAGAUUCUCAAAACUCUUUGCCAGUUCCGGUUGAUCACGAUAUGCCUGGAUGAUCUCGAGUAUGCAGAUGAUGAAACCAUGGAUUUGAUCCUGAACAUCAUUCGGGCGAAAUUGCCCUGCGUUCUUAUUCUGAGCAGUCGCAAAGAUGAGAUUCCUUCGGAUGAUAUUCGGGCGUUGUUUGAUAUGGAUGGCUCCAACGCCACGCGAAUUGAGCUUCAGCCACUUGGGGAGGACGAUAUCAUGGAGUUAGUGGCGGCGACAAUGCACCAGGAACCCAACCCGACGCUGACACCACUGAUGGCUGUCGUCCAAGAAAAGAGCCAGGGUAAUCCUUUCUACGUGAGAGUGAUGCUGGAAACAUGUUACCGCAAGAACUGCAUCUGGUAUUCAUGGAAGGACUCAAAGUGGGAGUUUGAUCUUGACCGGAUUUUCACCGAGUUCGUGGCGCCUGUUUAUGGAGAAGGCCUGGGACUAGGCUUCCUCACCAAGCGCCUUGAAGAAAUUCCGGUCGCUGCACGGUCAAUCCUGGUAUGGGGUGCUCUUCUUGGCAGCCCAUUCUCUUUCUCUCUGGUCCAAAGGCUCCUGACAAGUGAAUUCCUUUUCUCGUCACACGAUGAUGAGGACCUUGAUCUCACAUCACCACAUAAUGAUACGCUAAUCAGGCAAUCUGAAGGGGAUAUUGUCGUUGGCCUACAAUACUUGGUCCAGUCAAACCUUCUGAACACAGGCAAAACAGACGAUGAGUUCAAGUUUGGCAACGACCGGCUUGCGCAGGCUGCACUUCAAUUGAGCGAAAGUCGUAACGUGGAAAAGAUGCAUUUCAUUGUUUCUCAAGCCUUGAUGAGAUACUAUCAUGACCACCGCAGCCGUUACUCCAUGGCACACCAUGUAGCGCUCGCCUCGCGUACGAUCAAGUCUUCCGUUCGUCGACGUGUUGACUACCGACGCAUCCUUUGGGAAGCUGGCCAGACGGCUGCCCAGUCUGGUGCACGACCCACUGCCCUUUGGUACUUCCGGCAUAGCAUUGCACUCCUUCAAGACAACCCAUGGGAUGACCGCCAAGCCGAUGUCUUUUAUGACGAGACCAUGCGUCUUUUCAUUGCCGCGGCUGAAAUGUCAUGGUCCCAAGGCCAUAAUGAAGAAGCUCUUACAUUGAUAGAAGACGUCUUCGUCCAUGGCAAGGACGCGGUGAGCAAGUCGAGAGCCUGGGUCAUCAAAGCCAAGAUCUUUGCCCAACUAGGAAACCAUCACCGCUCAAUGGAAGCCUUGCUUACCUGCCUUGAUGAGCUUGGCGUCCAUCUUCGUACGCCAACUACCUUCGAAGAAUGUGACGUCUCUUAUCUGAAGCUCAAGUCGUAUCUUGAAGCAGCAGAUUGGGACACUAUCGCCCGGAAGCCUCCCAGUAAGGAUCCUAACCUCAUCACCAUUGGUGCCGUUAUGGCCGAAGCGAUGGCCGUCACUUUCUGGGAUGAUGCCUUGACCUUUUACCGAAUGGCAAUUGAGAUGAUGAACAUACACAUCUUUCGAGGCGGUUUCACCCAAGUCUCAAUCGGCUGCUCCCAUCUGGCUAUGAUCUCCCUUAGCCGCUUUAAAGAUCUUGUCUUUGGGGCAAAGCUCAGUGAUUUCUCCCUUUCCCUCCUCGAGCACUGCCCAGAAUUAUGGACCCAGAGCAGGGGAUCCAUCGUCCACAGCCUCUAUGUUAGCCAUCUGCGCAUUCCCUUGGCUUCUACAUUACCAGCGCUCGAAGCCUCGCUAGAGGCGUCCUUUACAAUAGGUGAUCCAUAUAUUACACUGAUCAGCAUCUCAUCAAUGGCCAUGACGAGGCUUUAUCUAGGCCAAGACAUGGCUCAACUGGAGCUAUUCUGCAUGGAAACUCCUGAAGACAUACCUAAUUGGGCUCAGGACACCCGGGGCGGUGCUAGUAUAAUCGCUGUUCGACAAGUGGCACGGGCCCUUCAAGGCAGAACUGAGUACCACAGUGCCGAUAAUAUCCUUUCAGAUGAAGAACACCACACGAGUACCUACAUGGCUUACUUGAAUGCCAACGCCAGCAAUGUCGACAGACCUCGCGACAUCUACUAUGGUCUCUCAAUGAUCCCACUUUUCCUGUAUGGCCACCACACCCGAGCGAUCCAAGUGGGGACUAGUUUGCUUGAGACGACACACAAACUGUGGUCUGUGCGUGUGACCUACAUCAUCUACUUCUACCUGUCUGUUGCACUCUUGACGCUCCACAACGAUAAUCCCGCCCAGGGAUACCUCGAUGGGAAAAUGGACACUGUACUCAAGUACAAGGCCGAGAUUGAUUUCGCUCGGAGCUGCUCAGAUGCAAAUUAUGGAAUGUGGGCAUUGUUACUUGAUGCCCUUAUCUCCGAGGUUCGAAACGACCACAGCUCUGCAAUCCAAGCAUUCGAGGCUGCCAUUGAUCACUGCCAGAUUCACGGCUGGCCUCUUGAGGAAGCACUCGCCCUUGAGUUGCAGGGCGAGUUCUUGAUCAGGCGCGGAGCUAAGCGGGCUGCUCGUGCAAUGAUGCAAGAUGCUAUCGCUGCAUGGAGCUCUAUCAGUGCCAGUGGAAAAACAACGAUGCUUGCGGAGAAGCAUGAAUGGCUGCUUAAGACCGCCACUUCGGCCAGAACCAUUGAUGUUGGCUGCCAAACCAUUGACUCGCUCGCUGAAAUCACCCGUGACGCCGUGCAAGAGGAAAUUGUGCCUUCGCAGAUCGAAGACAAGGAGAGACGACAACAGUGGAUUGAACAGAAUGGUGUCACGGCUGGCGAAAGGUCCAUGGACAUUUCGAGUGUUGGACUCGACAUCAUCGAUUUGUCCAGUAUACUCGAAUCGAGCCAAGUCAUGUCGUCCGAGCUUCAGAUUGACAAGCUCUUCAUUAAGAUGCUUGAGAUUCUCUUGGAGUCAUGCAAUGGUUCCGACUUUGCCGUCAUUGCUUCAGACUUUGAGGACCAUGGGUUUGCGAUUGCCGCAGCUGUGGAUGCCGAAAAGGGACAAAAGUACUACGCUGAUGGUCUCCCUUUCUCAGAAAUGGAGAGUUUGAUGGCUCAACAAAUCUCGCACUAUGUGAUGCGCACGAAGGAAGAAGUUCUUGUUCACAACGUGCUUGACGACGAGCGCUUCUCCAACGUGGCGGAAUCCUACCAGGCUAAUUACCCGCUGGGCCGAUCUGUCAUCGCUCUCCCGAUUGUUCAAGGCGAUCACCUUCUUGGAGUGAUCCAUUUGGAAGGCAAACCGAACUGGUUCACGCAGCGCAAUGUUGUCGUUCUGCACCUGCUUUGUAACCAAAUCGGAAUCUCGCUCUCAAACGCUCUGCUCUUCCGUGAGAUCCGUAAGGUCAGUGCUAAAAAUGCAUCGAUGAUUGAAUCUCAGAGACGUGCCCUUGCACAAGCACGGGAGUCGGAACAGAAAGCGAAAGUGGCAGAAGCAGAGGCCAAACAUAAUGUCAAGCUGAAGGAAGACGCUGCUCGAGCCAAGUCUAUCUUCCUUGCCAACAUCUCCCAUGAUCUGCGCACUCCGAUGAACGGCGUGAUUGGACUUUCUGAGUUGCUCAAGGGUACUAGGCUGAACAAGGAGCAAGAUGAAUACGUUGAGUCUAUCCGUGUUUGCGCCGACACGCUACUCACGCUCAUCAAUGACAUUCUCGACUUCUCCAAACUGGAGGCUGGCAAAAUGAAGAUCUCUACCGUUCCACUCAACCUGAAAGAGACGAUCUCGGAGGUGGUUCGUGCCCUUCGCUAUACUCACCGUGAGCGAGGCUUAAGUACCAUUGAGGAUCUGGAACGCGUGCCACCGGAGCUUGUUGUUCUUGGCGACCCUGUUCGGCUUCACCAGAUCUUCAUGAACUUGCUCAGCAACAGUUACAAGUUCACGCCCAAAGGCUCUAUCAUCGUCAAAGCGAAAGUUGCUCGUGAGGGCAAGGGUCGUGUACGCCUAGAAUGCUCCGUCGCCGACACUGGAAUCGGCAUUCCCGAAGAGCAGAAGGCCCGCCUUUUCCGGCCUUUCUCGCAGGCUGACCCCUCCACCGAACGAUCAUACGGUGGCAGCGGACUGGGAUUGAGCAUUUGCAAGGCCAUUAUCGAGGAUGUCCUCGGUGGGGCAAUCUGGCUAGAGUCCGAGUCCGGUGUUGGCACCACGGUUACAUUCCACCUGGUCUUCAACAAAGCACCCAAGAAAACCGCAGUCAAGACGCCCUGGUCCCAGGACUUGAACCAGGCACAACAUAACAAAGACGGCAACCGGGCAAAAGCCCGCGAUCUCACUCAAAUUCCUCGCAACCAGAUCCGCGUUUGUAUCGCCGAAGACAACCCCAUCAACCAAAAGAUCGCGGUCAAAUUCGUGACCGGCCUCGGCCUCCAAUGCGAAGCCUACAGCGACGGGAGACAGGCCGUCGAAGCCCUCCGCGCCAAAUCCAAAGAAGGCAACCCCUUCCACGUCGUCCUGAUGGAUGUCAUGAUGCCCACACUGGACGGCUACAACGCUACACGCGAGCUUCGACGCGACCCCGAUCUAAACGUGAACGAAGUCCUCGUCAUCGCCAUGACAGCCAGUGCCAUUGAAGGCGACAGGGAGAAAUGUCUUGAGGCCGGCAUGAACAACUAUCUCCCCAAGCCAGUCCGGUCGCCCAUCUUGAGCGAGUUACUGGAUAAAUACCUUGCGCCGGUGCCUACGCAUCCGCGCACUCGUCUGGCCAUUCGAGAGAAGAGCUCUAGAGCAAGUCUUGGCCAUGAGGCCGGUACGCCGACUAGCUUUUCUUCGGGCUCCGAUGAUAUUCAGCGUGAUACUCAGCGUCCCUUGCCGAAGACGCCAGAUGACAAAUGA
This is a messenger RNA of Penicillium atrosanguineum, 7032 nucleotides long. RefSeq names its product putative sensor histidine kinase/response regulator. Gene Ontology annotation, biological process: protein autophosphorylation; phosphorelay signal transduction system. NCBI's taxonomy places the organism in Eukaryota, Fungi, Ascomycota, Eurotiomycetes, Eurotiales, Aspergillaceae. Gene Ontology annotation, molecular function: phosphorelay sensor kinase activity; histidine phosphotransfer kinase activity; ATP binding. Bases 1 to 7032 code for a protein of 2343 amino acids. The transcript is spliced from 2 exons. The record is from RefSeq and is a predicted model, not a curated record.